GAAGCAUUAUCACCGGACGAGAAAGAGUGAGAAAAGUCGUAAUAAUAUCUGUUCGUCUUAUUUGGUAUAUUUUCCGAAAAAUAAAAAAAAAAAUCUCAGUCAAACAAAUCUCCUAAAAAAUCCCACGACAUUUCCAUCCCUUCGCCUUCAAAUUAAAUUACGCGUGAUUUCAAUCAUACGGAAAAACUCUAGCCUUCUUUCUUUCUUUAGAGCUUGGUCAAUGCAGCUUUUUAUUUCCAAAUUAUAUUCUUCUUUCCCUUUCAUUUCGGGCCUCCUUUACUGUAACAAAACCUGACUCAGUCCAUUUUUUCUUCUUCUUACUGUACAAGAUAUUUCUUUGCUUUUUUCUUUUUGUUCUUCUGUAGUUCAUACCCUGAAUUCAGCGUCUCUCUUUAGCAGUUAAAUUCUUUGUUAGGUAUAUAUAAAAUUGGGGUAUUGUUUGAGAUAAAAUUUCAAGUCUUGGAAGAAUAAUGGGAGGUGUUUGCUCUGGUGGAACAAAAGAGCGGAAUAUAAAGCUUGAACAAAAGCCUGCAACAGGAUUUUCAGGGAAGCUCAAGUCUAAAAAGAGCUUUGAUAAGCAAAAUGGAAAUUCUAGUUCACGUUCCCAUACCAGUGGCGAUGGUUUUGACAAAGCGCGGCAAAGGCACGAUUCUGGUGACUUUUUAUUGCAAUUUUCCCGGGAAUUGAAGCCAUCAACACCUGCCAGGACAGUAGCUUCGAAGUUUUCUCAGAAGAGCACAUUUCUAGGAAGAGCUGGCAUUAUAGGCCUCGAAAGGGCAGUUGACGUUCUAGAUACACUUGGAAGUAGCAUGUCAAAUUUGAAUGCUGGAAGUGGCUUUGGUGCUGGCCUGGCUUCUAGAGGGAAUAGAAUAUCUAUCUUGGCCUUCGAAGUGGCUAAUACCAUAGCUAAAGGAGCAAAUUUAUUGCAGUCACUUUCAAAAGAAAACAUCCAAUUCCUAAAAAAGGAUGUCCUACAUUCAGAAGGAGUACAAAAGCUAGUUUCUACAAACAUGACAGAGUUACUAAGUAUUGCUGCAGCUGACAAGAGGGAUGAAUUGGAUAUUUUUUCACGUGAAGUAAUUAGGUUUGGAGAUCUAUGUAAAGAUCCACAAUGGCACAACCUUGGCCGAUACUUUUCAAAACUAGAUAUAGAGAAUUCAUUUCAUAAACAAACUAGAGCUGACGCAGAAAUGACAAUGCAAGAACUAACUACUCUCGCUCAGCAUACCUCUGAAUUGUACCACGAAUUGAAUGCUCUGGACAGAUUUGAUCAAGAUUAUGGGCGAAAGCUGGAAGAACUAGAGUCCUUAAAUCUCCCUAAAAGAGGAGAGAAUAUCAUGAUUUUACAAAGUGAGCUAAAACAACAAAGAAAGCUUGUAAGGAGUUUGAAAAAGAAAUCUCUUUGGUCUAGGACUUUGGAAGAGAUCAUGGUGAAGCUUGUUGAUAUUGUUACUUAUAUGCAUCAAGCAAUAUUUGAAGCUUUUGGAGACUCAGCAUCAGUUAAAAAGGAGACUACUGAAAUUCCUCAAAAUCUAGGUGUUGCUGGUCUUGCAUUGCACUAUGCUAAUGUAAUUCAUCAGAUCGACAACAUUGCAGCUCGCCCAGCCUCCCUUCCACCUAAUAUCAGGGACACAUUAUACCAUGGAUUGCCACCCACGGUUAAGAAAGGUUUAAGGUCCCAAUUACAGUCUAUUGACACCAAAGAAGAGCGCUCAAUUUCACAGGUCAAGGAUGAGAUGGAAAAGACACUACAGUGGCUUGUUCCAGUAGCCUCAAACACAACUAAAGCACAUCAAGGUUUUGGAUGGGUUGGAGAAUGGGCAAACAAUGGCAAUGAAUUUGGAAGAAGUGCAGCCAAAAAUAUUACUCUCACCCGCCUUCAGACACUUUAUCAUGCAGAUAAGCAGAAGGCAGAUGCAUACAUCCUUGAACUGGUGGCAUGGCUUCAUAAUUUGAUCAGCUUAGUAAAACAAAGAGAUCAUGGCUUCAAGCCUCAGCCAGUUCGAUCUCCUACUUAUAAAGGUUCCGCAUUUCACUCUAAGAUGCAGCGAUUUCUAUCCUUGAAUGGUGGUACAAAAGCCCACAGGAUCGAACUUUCUCAAGUAGACAGAAACUUAUUGAACAAGGUGACUGCAAGGAGACUGGUUCCAGGAAUUAGCAAAAGUCAGGAAUUUCCUUUAGGAAAAAACAAAAGGAUCAAGGUUUGGGCAUUAAGUAGGAGUGCUGGCAACUCUCCUGAUAGCAGUUUUAAGGCAAGAAAGAUUUUGAAGCAUCCUCAAACAAAUAUAUUGGAUGUCAUGGAUGGUUUAGAUCUUGCAAUUUGAGAGUUACGUUAAAAAAUUUCACCCUAGCCCUUUUGUCUAAUUCUUAAGAUUCAUUUCACAUCUCUACAUCUCGUUCUUCUCAUUCUACUGUAUGUUAUACCGUGAGAUUUAUUCUAGAGUGUAUAUAUAGUACCUUCAAUAUAUUUGGUGGUAAUUUUAUUGAAAUGAUGUUAGAAUUGUCUGAGUUUCUUGGCUAGAGAUGGGUGGUUUUGGCACAUAGCUUGAUACAUGCUUGAACCAUGCAGAAGGUUUCCACCCAAAAGAGUAUUAGACGCUUAUGUCAAAUAGUGUGAACUGGCAGCAAUCUCAACUGGGUUACCAACAACAACCAGAGCCUAACCAUUCACAACAGAGAAUUAACCAGCCUCUGUCAGGCUUUAGUCAGCCAUAUUCUACCAUAGACCAACCUUACUCCGGGUUUAAUCAGCCAUUUUCUACUUUCAAUCAGCCUUAUGGGGCUCAGUGGAUAGCACUCCUUUUGGUUAUAGGGUUUCAGGGUAGAACACUUGCUUUCGAGGUGCUGUCAAGGUUUCUCUACUUCAAUGGUUUACUUUGGGUUUCUUGUUUAGAAAUUCGUGGCAGAGCGAUGAACAACAAACCCAUAAUGAUCUAUUCGAUAGACGUUAAUGUAUCUAAUUCUAUUCCAUGUUUAUAUGUGAUGAGUAAAUUUAAUUUAAAAUCCUUUCUUACAUGCUCAUAAAUUAGCAUCUUUGAACUCUAAUAUCCGCAAUGCUUUGAGGAUUUCUGAGCUUUUCCCCUAAUAAAAAAAAGUAUAAAAACCAAAACUUGAACUGAUUGUAAUUAAUUGUCCUUCAAGAUUGGGAUCAGGUGGUAAAGAGGAGAGUGUCCAGAUGUCGUAACCAGGCGUUGGAGCGGACACCCAUCUCGCAGCGUUUGCGAGUAACGACCACUCAUCAUAUCCCG
Molecule: messenger RNA, 3248 nt
Organism: Durio zibethinus
Lineage: Eukaryota; Viridiplantae; Streptophyta; Magnoliopsida; Malvales; Malvaceae
Product: protein PSK SIMULATOR 2-like
Biological process (GO): positive regulation of growth
Source: RefSeq, a predicted model, not a curated record